AGCUGCACAGCUGCUGAGGUAAUGUCUUGGGCGUCUGAGCGCCGCACAUCUCGACAAGAAGACAUUGCCUAUUGUCUGCUAGGCCUCUUUGCCAAUAACAUGCCGCUUCUCUAUGGCGAAGGACUUCGAGCUUUCACUCGUCUGCAGGAAAAAAUCUUUAGCCAAUACGAGGACUACAUACUUUGGCUCUACAGC
Lindgomyces ingoldianus is the source of this 195-nucleotide messenger RNA. RefSeq lists its product as uncharacterized. The transcript has a single exon. The record is from RefSeq and is a predicted model, not a curated record. Lineage: Eukaryota; Fungi; Ascomycota; Dothideomycetes; Pleosporales; Lindgomycetaceae. The annotation marks the transcript as partial.